Rodentolepis nana is the source of this 1689-nucleotide messenger RNA. The record is from the annotation of a GenBank genome assembly. NCBI's taxonomy places the organism in Eukaryota, Metazoa, Platyhelminthes, Cestoda, Cyclophyllidea, Hymenolepididae.
AUGGAUAAAAGUGAACAGUCUCCACUUCACAAACCCCACAAAGAUAUUGGCAGAAUUGAACAGGUAUCACGGUGUUCUCCCAACCAAUCCUACAAUGGCGAAUCCACCGAAACAAAAGAAUAUUCAAAGUACUCGAAUUUCCUUUAUGGUGAACAAUUCUGCAAUUAUGAGCUACAUUCUCAGUCGAAACGAAAGCGUCAAUGCGAAGAAGAUAUAGGGGAAAGUAACGACGGAGCCAAUCAUGACAAAAAAUCGAAAUUAUCUGUAUCCCCACAUUCAGCCGAUGAUGGAAGCAAUUCAACUUGUUUUGAUGAAGACAGAGAUCUCUCUAAUCUUACUAUCCCCAAUCGCAAGCACUUUUCGUCGCAAAUUAAUUCACCAAUGGCCAUGAGCAGGGACACACCUUUGCAGUACUUAAAUUACCCUAGUGUACCCUUUUUGAGGUCACCCGAGUUUAAAGGAAGAGUAGAUUACAACCACUACCCAUUGCAUAGCCAUCAUAUAAGAGAAGACGCAUGCACCAAAGAUUUCUUUAGUAGCAUCCAACCACCUGGAAUAUUCCCAUACCUUUGUGAUGAUGGCGAAAGUCGUAAUGAUGGCUUAGGAUCUGAGCUUCAUAUUGCUGCCUACAACAAUUUCGUAAGAAAAGUGGUCGACGAGACAUUGGAUAGGACAAUAACCUUUUGCGAGCAACCUAGAAAUGCGAUCAGUGCACUGGAAAGAAUCUGCUCCAAAGCCUGGCCUCAACUAGAAGCCAAGCGCCAUCGGAACCGAAUUCGUGCUUAUCUCAAAGCUUGUCGACGUAAUUCCAAGAAAAACCGAGGUCAAAUCAACAUGAAGGAACCGCCCAUGAAUGCACUUUCUGUUGAGGCUAGACAAAUUGUCACUUCUGCUAUGAAUCUAGUCAGGAAAGACAUCGAACAGUUGAGAGAGGAUUUGAAGAGAGAUAGCAGUCCACCUGCAUUCGCCGCUAAAAAUGGAACACUUCCCAUUAACUUUCAUUGUCCAGAAACAUUCAAUAAUAAUUCCAGUCAUCAUAGAAAGAUCUCUACAAUUUCGACUAAUUCUUCGCUUCAUUCCAAUGCAAAGCCCUCAAUAUUCACGGAAGACCACUACGCGUUACCAAAGUUAAGCGCUUUGCAGAGUGUAAUUCCUCCAAUUCCUUCUCUAUCAAAGCCAUCGACUGAGAGAAGUAUUCCAAAUACUCCCAAUUUAUUGGAUGUACAAUACUUUUCCGCCUUGAUGCGCUUUCUACCCACUUCAUUGCAAUUUAACAAAGAAUUGGGAGUUAAUUUGUGUUCUUCAGAAAAGAAUGGUGCUUCUGUUGAAGCAUGGAAUGAUUAUCGGGAGAACAACUACAAUAAGAAUGAAGGAAAAAUUUUAGGACAAAGGGGAUCCUCCUUGCAAAGCCAGCCCCCACCUGCAGCUCAUUUCUCAAUAGCUAGAUGCUCACCUUCGUUGAGUAGGGCAACUUCUAUGCUUCUUGAAGUUAGACCACUUUCACAGGCGAGUAUUCAGCUAGAUGACCUUGAAUACUUCCAACGCUAUCAGGGCUUAAUGGAAGAGGCAAUUGAAUACGUUCGGGGGGUUUCUCAAAUGUUGAUGAAGAAGGUUGAAAUCAUCGAGGGGCACAUCAAGGAAUCAAAAUUGUCUUGUAGAAUUAACCCUCUUAAUUGUGCAACCAACUAA